Messenger RNA from Thalassophryne amazonica, 2312 nucleotides. RefSeq names its product spleen tyrosine kinase (gene syk). The transcript has 14 exons. Gene Ontology annotation, biological process: macrophage activation involved in immune response; cell surface receptor protein tyrosine kinase signaling pathway; innate immune response. Bases 266 to 2122 code for a protein of 618 amino acids. The record is from RefSeq and is a predicted model, not a curated record. Lineage: Eukaryota; Metazoa; Chordata; Actinopteri; Batrachoidiformes; Batrachoididae. Gene Ontology annotation, cellular component: extrinsic component of cytoplasmic side of plasma membrane; cytoplasm. Gene Ontology annotation, molecular function: signaling receptor binding; non-membrane spanning protein tyrosine kinase activity; ATP binding.
GCACAAUAAUCUUCAUGUGCACUUCAUGUGGUGUGGGAGUGUUUGCUUAGUUUCAUGUGGUCUUGAAGUGAAUUUUUCUUUCUCAGGAGGCAGUUUUGGGGAUGCGGCCGAACUUGUCCUGUGCACGUCUUGUUGCGAGUGUUAGAAGGUGACAUGGUGAAUGACUGCAAGGUCCACUAGAGGAGAUCAACACAACGUAAAGAAACUCCAGUUGACUGGACUGUGGUGGGAAUUUCCUUAAGGAAACUAUGUACCAGGAGCCAAAAUGGCUGACAAAGUGAAUACAUUAUCAUACUUCUAUGGCAACAUCACCCGGGAAGAGGCGGAGGACUACCUACAUCAAGCCGGGAAGACUAAUGGCUUAUACCUGCUACGGCAAAGCCGAAACUAUUUGGGUGGCUUUGCACUUUCGGUGUCUUACUCAGGUCGCUGUUACCACUACACCAUCGAAAGGGAAUCCAAUGAUACGUACGCUAUUGCCGGUGGUCAAAGCCACAGAAGCCCAGUGAAUGUGAUUGAUUACCACUCCCAGGAGAUGGAUGGUUUGGUGUGUUUGCUGAAGAAGCCCUGCAACAGACCCAGGAACAUGCAGCCAAAAGUGGGGCCCUUCGAAGACCUGAAGGAAAAACUCAUCCAGGAGUACGUGAAGCAGACCUGGAACCUGCGGGGGGCAGCCCUGGAGCAGGCUAUCAUUAGCCAGAGGCCUCAGCUAGAGAAGCUCAUCGCCACCACCGCACAUGAAAAGAUGCCCUGGUUCCAUGGCGUCAUACCCCGAGAGGAGUCAGAGCCCAGGCUUCAAUGUGGCACCCGUGCAAACGGAAAGUUUCUAAUCCGGCAGCGGGACGCGAGUGGCUCCUACGCUCUGUGUUUGCUACAUGAAGGAAAGGUCAUACACUAUCGCAUUGACAGGGACGGUGCUGGGAAGCUUUCCAUUCCAGAAGGCAAGAAGUUUGACACCCUCUGGCAGAUGGUGGAGCACUACUCGUACAAAACAGACGGCCUCCUUGGAGUACUAACGGAGCCCUGUCCGCGACCCGAUGGAGAAGCUGUUCUCGGACGACCGCUGUUGCCACACAACCAUCCCGGACUCACCUCUGCGUUUCACAUUGCAAAAGGUGGACUUAUCGCCAAACUCAAAACUGUUUCCAUACCUGGCAGAAAAAAGAGCCACAGCUCUCUCCAUGGCACAACGGAUGACAUGAAUCCUUAUGAGUUCAGAGUGUCUGACCAUCAGGAGGCCAUGCCGAUGGACACAGAGGUUUAUGAAAGUCCAUAUGCAGACCCAGACGAGCUGAGGAGCUCCACAGUAGACCGUUCUCAUCUCUUCCUCGAGGACAGAGAACUCGGCUCAGGGAACUUUGGCACAGUCAUGAGAGGCACCUACAAGAUGAGGAAGACAGAGAAACAAGUGGCCGUGAAAAUCCUCAAGAACGACAAUGAAAACCCCGCAGUGCGCGAGGAGAUGCUGCGGGAAGCAAAUGUCAUGCAACAGCUGGACAAUCCUUACAUCGUGCGCAUGAUCGGCAUAUGCGACGCAGACAACCUGAUGCUGGUCAUGGAGCUGGCCGAGCUCGGACCCCUCCACAAGUUCCUGCAGAAAAACAAGCAAACCACCAUGAAGAACAUCACCGAGCUGGUGCACCAGGUGUCGAUGGGGAUGAAGUACCUCGAGGAGCAUAACUUUGUCCACAGGGACCUUGCUGCUCGGAACGUGCUGCUGGUCACUCAGCACUACGCUAAGAUCAGCGACUUCGGCCUCUCCAAAGCCAUCGGCGAGGAACAGAACUACUACAAGGCUAAGAGUCAUGGGAAGUGGCCAGUGAAGUGGUACGCUCCCGAGUGUAUGAACUACUUCAAAUUCUCAUCAAAAAGUGACGUGUGGAGCUUCGGGGUGCUGAUGUGGGAGGCCUACUCCUACGGACAGAAGCCAUACAAGGGAAUGAAAGGAAAUGACGUCAUGCAGAUGAUAGAAAGGGGAGAUCGCAUGGAGGCUCCACCCAACUGUCCACGAGAGAUGCACGAGCUGAUGAUGAAAUGCUGGACGUACCAACCGGAUGAGAGGCCUGGAUUUACGGUUGUGGAGGGAAGGCUGAGGGAAUAUUAUUACGACAUCGCACAGUGAUCGACAUUGUGCGACGACGCAAACUUGCAUGCGUGAAGAUGAUUAUGAAUUACAUGCUAAUGCGGUUGUAAAAUAUUGAUUUCAUUUUAAGCAUAAUGAAAGAAAACAUUUAUUUUAUUACGUUGCCUGUUUGUCACGGAAUGUAAAUGACAUGAAACCAGAAUAAAGUCUACGUGGUUUGAGGAUGAAA